AUGCCAAAAAGCUCCAGCAACGCAGAUCUACCACUCGGCUGGGAAAUUAAUACCGACUACGAUGGCAAGGUUUAUUUUAUCGAUCACAUUAACAAGAAGACGACGUGGAUCGAUCCGCGUGACAAACAUACGAAACCGGAAACGUUCGCCGACUGUAUCGGGAACGAGCUGCCAUUCGGGUGGGAGGAAAGCUAUGAUCCACAGAUCGGUACGUACUACAUCAACCACAACACGCAGACGACCCAGCUCGAGGAUCCACGGCUGCAAUGGAAGAGCAAGCAGGACGAGAUGCUGCGGGAGUAUCUGUGCUCCGCACAGGACACGCUGGAGGCCAAGAAGGAGAUACUGAGCGUGAAGACGCAACGGCUCCAUCUCGCGCAGGAAGAGUACAACCAUCUGAAUGCGCUCGCCGCAAGCCGCACUAGUCUGUGCUCAUCGACGAGUUCCUGCAGCACCAAGUUUGAUCCGGAGCUGCUGCGGGCGGAUCUGGCCAUCGCGAAGGAGCGUGUAUUCCGGCUGAAGAAGGAACUGUCUCGCAUACAGAAGGAGAUGCACAGCACGCAGAAGGGCGUGGACACCUUGGCCAGCGUGGAACAAAAGCUCAAUGCACACGUGAACGGUUGCUACAAUAUUAGUGAAGCGCAAGCCAUUAUGGAGGAGGUGAAAAAGAUACAGAAGUCGCUCAUUACUGGUGAACGGGAGAAGAAGGAACUGAUGAAGAGUUUAGCGCAGGUGAAGGACGAUCUGACGCGGUUACAGUUGCGCCAGGAAAGCCCGGACGCGUCCACCUUCAACCUGGCCCAGGAUCGCAUCUGUGCCGCGUCCCAGACCGACCUGUCCUCCGAACACUUCCCGAUGGGGGCACGUGAGAUGGCAAAGAUGCGACAACGGUACGACGAGUGGCGCCGGCGCGUGAAGGAGAUCCAGGAGCAGCUGGCAGCGCUGGAGGAAAAGAUACGGCCCGGUGAGCUGGAAUCCGACCAGGACCGGUUGCUGCUGUUCCAGGAGAAGAAGCAACUGUUGCUAGAGUACCGCAGCAUUACGCCGAAAUCCCGUUCGCCGACGGAGAUGCGUAGAAUUCAGAGCGUUUGCCGGCAGCUGGAGGCGGACCUGAACAUGGCGUACGAGGAAUCGAACCAGUGCAUCGCAAACCGGUUGAAACUGCACGAGGAAAAGCAGGCGCUGCUGCAGCAGCUACUGGAAGCGCUCAAGGAGUUUACGCAUCUCGAGCAUCAGUUGAAAUCGCUGUCGGCGAGCACGCUGUCGAUAAGCAGCAGUUCCAGCCUGGGAUCGUUAUCGACCGCAUCCAGCAAGGGUUCGCUGAGCGGGCUCAGCUUCACCGAUAUCUACGGUGAUCCGCUGUCGGCCGAGCCACAAAUCGAUAUGGUCGACAUGAACCGGCGCGUCCAACGGUUGUUCCAUCCGAGCUCGGAAGUUUCGUCGCUAUCGCCGCGCAGCAGUCUCUCCACCGAAACGCCACCUGCGUCACCGAUGAAGCUUGACUGGGUGGCGGCAGCUGCUGUGGCAGCGGCCGCACUGUCGUCGGGCAAUCCAUCGUCAUCUGCUGUUCACGCUGCCAUCACCUCUGCCAAACUGGUCGGUGCUGGUGUUUCCACCGUUGUGCCUAGCUACGGGGCACCGUCCGCAUCGGGCGCUGUGCCCAGCUACGCCGUUGCGACGGCUACCACAAGCACAGUGGCAUCCAAUACCGUCUCCUCCGCAUCCGAUUAUAAUCUCGACCGGCAGCGGCUAGAGGAGCAACUGCAGGAGCUGAAAAUCCGUCAGCUGGGUAUCGCUGGUGGGCCGCUGUCACCGAUCUAUGAGAAGCCAACCUACCUGGAACCAGCCGCCCUGCUCAGCCGCUCGUCAUCCACCUCCAACACGCGGUCCGUUUCGACGACGGUGAGCGACGAAUCGGUGGCGGGUGAUUCGGGCGUGUUCGAAGCGUCCCGUGCUCCACCCGCCCUGCAGACGAAGGAAUGCGCCCAGGUGCAGAUUGGACUGCGCUAUGCAACCGCCGAUACCGCGCUGUGCAUCACGAUCGAGCGUGGUAGCAAUUUGGGUGCGCUUGGUCCACCUGCCGGUUGUCAGAUAUUCAUCCGCGCCAUGCUGCUACCGUCCGGAUCCGGUGGCGGUGGACCCGGGUUCGUGCGUACCGGCACGGUGACGGAUUGGGUUCGACCACUGUUCAAAACGAUGCUGGUGGUACAGCUGCCCCUCGACAAGGUGUACGCAAAAUCACUGCACGUGAAGGUGAUGGUGCUGCUCGGUCAGCGGGAGGAUUGGAUCGGCAGCACACAGAUCAGCCUGGCGGAGUUUAAUCCGGCCGACGCGACCACCAGCCGCUGGUACAACAUCGUUAGCCGGAAGUCGAUGAACGAGUCGGAGCUGCUGGAGGGUUGUGCUGGUGGCGCACGGGAAGAAUCGUCAGACGAGUCGACCAUCAUCUCGUCUCAAACAUCCACACUGACGCGGAACCAGGGACAGGAUGAGCUGCAGGCUGUGCUGGAGAUGGUGUAUGACGAACUCUCGAACGACGAUGAUGAUGAAGACGAUGAGGAGGAGGAGGAAGAGGAUGAUGACGAAGAUGAAGAGGAGGAGGACGAUGAGGAGGUGUAUAAGGAUGAAGGGGAUGAGGAGCGGCAAGCCGGUCUACCGACGAUGGGGUUGGUGUGCCGUCGGCGAAAUAAACAACUGCAAAGGCUAGUCCACUCCGUCGAGGAAGAGGACGAAGGGGAGGAACAUCAGAAGCUGCAGGAGGAGGAGGAGGAGGAGGAGGGUUGUGCAUCCGCGGAAGCUACCGAGCUGAUGAUACAGGAGUACAUGAACAGCGUGAAGGAGGGACAAUGUAGCGGUGACGGUGGCAGUGGGGAUGAUGGAGAUGAGGGUGUGGGUGUACCACAAGCACCGCCCGUGCAGCGGGUGGACAAAGAAACCAACACCGAAUGUGCCUUUUUGCCGGAACGGAGCCGCAGGCGGUUCCCCGAUCCGAACGGUCCAACGCGCUCUUCCACCAUCGAGGAGGGUUCGGUCGUGGACGAUCGUUUGGUGAAACGAUCGCAAACUUUCUCACCAAGUGCCGUAGCUAGCAAAGCCCGAUACAUCUGCCGGUUAAACCGGAGCGAUUCCGAUUCGGCCAUGCACUUCAACAAUCAGGUGACGCCCCACCCGUUCAAGCGUGGUUCGGUCGAACGACGGUCGCUGCGCUACCACAAUCGCGUAUCUAAGAUUUAUCACAAGAUGCAUCCGGCAGUGCCACGCACCAGCCUUGAUCUCGAGCUUGAUCUGAAAGCGCAGCAAACGAAGCUAGAAACGCUGACGGACGAGAUCGGGCGGUUGCGAGAGCUGAAGCACCGACUCGAACAGGCUCGAGACAAUAACGACGUAAAGGUGGCGGCCUGGGCCCUCGAGAAUGAGGACUUCCUUCGGCUGGUAAAGACGGUAAAUGCCGUCACGCCGGAGGAGCGUCAGCUCGCGAAGCUGCUGAUGAAGACGUCCAAGGAGAUAUACAAGCUGCGCAAAACGAAAGUCGGCAAGGGCAAGCUCGAUUCGAUCUCGUUCAAAGAAAAGAUGGCGUUCUUUACGCGUCGCGGUGUAUCCGUACCGGAGCUACCGUCGGAAAUAUUCCCUGGCACGGCUACCGCGCAACCGGGUGCGACGUCCUCCGCACACCAGCUAGAUCCAAUCAUGGAUCUACCCGCGGGCGGUGGUUUGGAGCGGGAUAGGGAAGAGUGUGGCGGUAGCAGAACGCCAACCAAUACAGAGCUGAUGCCGACGGAUACGGUCGAAUCGUCGACCGUGUGCGGAUCGUCCCCGGCAACUACAGAUAUCGGCACCGGUACGGAACCGGAAUCGGAUCCAAAUGCCUUCUCCUACAGCGACGUUGACCGCACAUACGGUGUGGAGGUGUGAGGUAUCCAAACAAAUAACCGCACACGACGUACAGUGUGUCACGUUGUCAAAAGUGCCUUCAUUUUUUUAACGUAUAAAAGAGAAACGCUAUAAGGCACGCAUUUCGGUAGGGCACAGUGUUUAAAGAAUUCUGAUUUUUUUUUACAGAUAUAUAAUAUAUAGGAUUAUAACGUGUGUCCGUGCAGACAAAACAGCGAUAGGCGGCAAGGGAAAAAAGCAAAACAAACAGACAAAAAAGCAAGUUUAAAGAAUGACCAAAGGUCCUGCAUGCAUUUAAUCGUUAAGUUGAGAUAUUUUUUUUUUCGUUUUCGUUUUUAACAGAGUUAGGUACUUUUUUUACUAUAAAUAUUAAUAUUAUUAUUCUUUGUUUCGCGUUUAGUUUAACGCGUUAGGAAAAAAAAGGAAAACAAUCUAAAACUGUCCCCACCAAUAUUACUUUUCCAUUCUCUUUCCCUUUCCAAUCUUUUCCUCAUAUCAAAUUUCUGCAUUAGGAAAACAAAAGGGGGUGUUGUAUGAAUUAGUUGGCAAAAAACGAGCACUUGCCUUAUUGCUCACCUUUUAUUAUUCAAGAAAACAACUGAAUGAAACAGCGGAAAAUCCCAUUUGAAGACUCUUUGCCUAGAUGUUGGGAUUGUUCAGCCCCAUCCUUUACAGAUACACCCACAAACCGUAUUAGCAUAAUUUUGUUAGCGUUAACACAACCUGUCGACACUGUACGCAUCGCUGCCUUAGUAGAAACGCAUAUGCUUGGUUUUGUAUGUUUUAACGCUCCUUUCCAAAGGUUUCACCCUGCACACACCCCUCUCCCCCCCCCCCCCUCAAUCUCGCCAAACAAGCCCACCACCUUCACCUUUCCCUCACCGGUACGAGGGGACGCCAUCUUCAUGUUUAGUUUUAGUACGGUAAAAUAAUUUUAAACGUCGCCGCAAACGUUAGAUAGAAAUGUUCAUAGAGACGCAUGUCAAACCUCUAACCUAGCUGUACACAGGAAUAGCAAUUAGGUCAUUAUAUAGCCUAUAUACAUAUACUACUACUAUGAACUACUACUAUAUUAUGCGUAGUGAUGCUGCCUCUUUUUUAAAUAAGCAGAACUAGUUAGGGAAGACUAGCAGACAGUGAAGGAUAUUAAGUAGAGGAGCGUAUUUUUGUUUAAGUGUACGUUUUAUGUGAGUGUGUGUGUGUGUGUUGCCCAAAGAAUAUCACCACCCAAGGCAGAACAGUGAUACAGGAGGUUCGAGAAGAAAUCAACACAGCAAAGGAGUUCAUAAGCUGUAAACAAAUGAACGUUAACUAUACAAAUUUAGAUAGAAAAUCUAGCAGCGCAGAGGAAAAACCUAAUACAUACACAAACACACUCAUACAUAUACACACAUACGCACAUAUGGAGUUUUCUAGGGUAAAUAUUUGUUAGCGAUCGAGUGCAGAUUAGUAGCAGUCAUUAUCCAAACGUGCAAUAGCGAGAAUAUUUUCAACCUUGUUAUAACCGAUUAUGAUAAUACUUUACUAUUUCUAUUUUUUCUUUAAAAAAAAAACUACCCGCGUGAAAGGGACGGGAGGGAGUGUAGCUUUUGGUUGAUGUGCCAAAACAAGUCAUCAAUCGUAGCAAUAGUGUACGUUUGUUUGUUAGAAUUACAAUAUAGAGAAAAGCGAUCAUUUUUCUUCCCUUUUCUCUCUCUCUCUCCAACUCUCACACGCACACACGCGCAUUAUUUUCCCAUUUUAUGUUUUUUUGUUUGUUUAAUGUUAGCUUAAUUCUUGCUUCUGCCUCAUAUUUCCAUAUUGUAGGGGUACCCAAUUUCAGCCAGUUUUAUGUUGUAAACGCCACUUUGGUUUUUGAAUGCGUGAAACGUACAGACAUGCGUCGUAUUGGUGCUUUUGCACCGCUUUAUAGUUGGCUGUUCUAUUCGGCUUGGAAUGAACCAAGUUUAUUGUUGCAUUGUGAGUGUGUGUGUGCGUGUUUGUUGGUAACAAGAAAAAAUUAGUAAUUUUAUCUUCCGCUUUAUACUCCUAGUAUGUUGGGAGAUAGUUGCGAAUCCAUCAUGUAUGCUAAUAACAUUCAACUGGUAUGAAAAACCCAGUAAUGUAUCCGGCUGAUGUUAAUGUAUUUCUUUUUUCAUACCUUUUUUUUACAUUUCGUCUACUUCUGAGCCUGUUUUUAUCUUAUUUUUUGCGUUAUUGAUUAUUAUUUCCAUUUCUUAAACAUAGCUUAGGUAGAAAUCCCUAAUUUUUUGCUCUUGUUGCGCUCUUGCGGCGCUAAACAUAUCUCAAUAUACCGCCUAAUAUAAAAAAAAGAUGAUCGGGAGCAAAACAUUGGAAGCAAAAGAAGGAAACAAACAUAAAUGCAACAGGCCAAAGGAACGCAGCACUAACAAAACAAUCAAGAGAGAGGGAGAAAGAAUGAUAAAAACAAAUAGAAUGCUCCAAAACAGUUGAGGAAAACGAAGGCUCGGCAAGCGAGGACACGAAACGAAACUCCCUUUUCCCCGUACUCGGUUUACGAUUGGUUGGGAAAAUGCGUGCCUUUUGUCGGCACUCUGUAACUUUGUUGGGUGGUAAGGGUGGUGAUGGGAAAUACUGCAUGAAAAUCGGCAAACUUCCUUAUAGACAAUUAACGAUGUGCCUUAGAUGAAAUUGUUUGCAAUUAUUAUUGUGUGUGUGCGCGGGAUGGUUAACGUUUGUGUUGUGAGGGCGUGAGCGAAGAUGGAAACCGAAGAAAACAAAAUGGACAUAAACUGUUUUGUGAGAUGAAUUAGUUGGUUAGUUGUGAAGGAUUGCAAAAGGGGUUUUGUAAACACUCUUAAUCAACCCUGUUUUCUGCCUGUAUAUGGUAUAGAAUGGAUAGUUGUUGCCCAAUCUUCUAGCGAAAUGCGAAGAUAAAGGCGUUAGAGAAAGAAAUUACAAACUAAUACAAAAAAAAAACAGAAAUAAAUAUAAGUAGUUAUGUGUGUAUAUAUUAGAUACAAUAUAUACAUAUAUACAAAUACACAUAAAUUCUAUCUAUACACAUAUACAAAACUAUUACGUGAGCUAUAUUCAAUAAUACGUUUUAUAUAUAAAGAGUCAGUUAUUUUAUCACUGUAGAGACCUUCUUCAAUGAAGGGACUAUAGCUGCUAACAUAUUAAGGGUUGUCA
Messenger RNA from Anopheles moucheti, 7044 nucleotides. It is a transcript of the gene kibra, whose product is annotated as protein kibra. The transcript is spliced from 8 exons. Lineage: Eukaryota; Metazoa; Arthropoda; Insecta; Diptera; Culicidae. The record is from RefSeq and is a predicted model, not a curated record. Gene Ontology annotation, cellular component: cytoplasm. Gene Ontology annotation, biological process: cell migration; regulation of DNA-templated transcription; negative regulation of organ growth. Bases 1 to 3912 code for a protein of 1303 amino acids. Gene Ontology annotation, molecular function: molecular adaptor activity; kinase binding.